Messenger RNA from Ascochyta rabiei, 1854 nucleotides. RefSeq lists its product as uncharacterized. Gene Ontology annotation, molecular function: DNA-binding transcription factor activity, RNA polymerase II-specific; transcription cis-regulatory region binding; zinc ion binding. Gene Ontology annotation, biological process: positive regulation of transcription by RNA polymerase II. The transcript is spliced from 4 exons. The coding region runs from base 1 to 1854 and encodes 617 amino acids. Gene Ontology annotation, cellular component: nucleus. The record is from RefSeq and is a predicted model, not a curated record. NCBI's taxonomy places the organism in Eukaryota, Fungi, Ascomycota, Dothideomycetes, Pleosporales, Didymellaceae.
AUGCGACAACGAAGCGGGUGUAAGGCAUGCCGGGAACGUCACAUCAAAUGCGUCAAGCUGCGCGAUACCGAGAAAUGCAAGUACUGCACAGAACGGAAGAGACCCUGCAUCAGGGGUAAUGCCUUUCGCUUCCGACCUGUCAAGGCGGUAAAGUUCAACGCUGGCGAGGACAUUGGUUCUGCUGAGCAGAGCCUAGAGUUUGGCGCUGGCCAGACAUGGGUUGAGAUACCCAGAUUGCUACACUUUUUUGCACCCAACACAGAUGGCGACGAUGAGGUGGAACCACUCGAAAUACAAACCCAAGUCGAGGCCCCACCUGAGACUGCCUCAGAUGAAUCCAGUGACAGCCAAAGAGACCAAGGGAACAGGGACAGUACGUUCGAUCAAGAUGCCGUUUCGACGGACCUGCUUUUGUCGUACAACGAUCAUUCCCCGUUUUCGAGCAUCUCCGUACCUGUGUUUAGCGAAGCCGAUGGCCUGCCCUCCAUUCAUGAUGUGUUGAGCCGGACAGUCACCCUGGACGACAUCUCUCCAGUCGACUAUCAGGCAUCACACCUUGGAAGAAACGACUCGCUACCCAAUGCCUUGCAAAAGACAACCAACUGGCACAACAGUCCCGAUUCGAAUCCUCGGACGCCUUCUUCGCCACAGGUCUUCAAGAAAAGUCCCCUCGACUCAGUUCACAAUAUCUCGCCCUACAACUCCACAACCUUCGUCCAAAGUCCUUCGUCGUCUUUAACACCGAAGUGGCCAGUGAACAAUGCUUAUGAAGCUCGGCUCUUCCACCACUACAUUAUCCACUGUACAAGCUGGAUAGACGUAUGUGAUCCACGCUGCCACUUUGCGAAAGAAGUGCCGAAGCGCGCAGCACAUUUCCCAGUCAUCCUACAUGGUAUUCUUGGAUUAGCAGCUCGACAUUUAUGGUUGAUGGGGAAGGAGAAAGAAGACCACUCUCAACUGUGGGUUGACCAGUGUUUGAACGCGCUCAUUGUAGCAUUAGAAGACCCUCUUGCUCACUGGGAUGAGAACUUUCUCGUCGCCGUGAUCCUGUUGCGAUUGCAUGAAGAGAUGGGCGACGCAGACGAGCAGUGCCACCACUUUGGCACGGCCCGAAUACUAAACAGCAUAUCAUCCUUUGCAGCAGAUGGCGGCCUUCGAGAAUCAGCAAGUUGGGUGUCGCUUCGACAGCACAUCUAUGUGUCUCUGACAUCGCAGCAGCCAUUGAAUUUGAGCCUUGAGAACUACCGCCACUCGUCAGUGUUUCGGGAGUUCGAUGACGAGGCUUGGACGAACCGAGCCAUUUUCCUUUUCGCAACGAUCCUCCAGAGCAUAUUCGAGGAGAGCGGCGAAGCCAACACCAACAGCCUGACCAAGGAGAAGUGGUCUGAGCUGCAUGCUGAGAUUGAUGAGUGGGAACGCACCAAGCCAUGGACAUUUACUGCGCUCCAUGUCGAGCCUAAUGCCGGGGAGAAGUACAAUGGAAGCUGGCCUGACCUUCCCUGCACCCAGGGUGUGGUCGCUAUAGGCUUGCAGUAUUACCAUUUGUGCAAGAUCAUUCUCACUAUUUACUCUCCCAACGCAUCGCUGGUCGGGCUUGCGGGGGUAAGGGCACGUAAGGCAACAGAUUCUUCGAUACGGAAACACAUACGCAUAACGAUCGGUUACGGUAUAAGUAACGAGCAUUGCGGCAAUGCCAUGUUCCAAGGCAGCCACAUACUGAGCGCAUGUGGUGCGUAUAUCGUCGACCCCGCAGAGCAGGAAGCUUGUGUAGAAUACUUGAAAAGCUUGCAGAGAAGGAUAGGAUGGAGGACCGACAAGGUCAUAGCAGAUUUAAGGGAGCAAUGGUCGGCUUGA